AUGUCUAGCGUAGAAAAAUCCGAAACAGGAAGAAGUUCUCGUGCUCGUAACGCUGAGAAUAUCGUUCCUGCCUCAGGUUCAGAAGAUGCUGGUUCAAAAGCUAGAUCUAAACAACGUAAAGGAGCUGUAAAAGCCGUGUCGUCGGGAACUCAAAAAACAUCCAAGAGUGUCAAAGCAGGUCGAUAUGCUGACCGUGUAGGUGCCGGAGCACCAGUUUAUCUUGCAGCAGUUAUAGAAUAUUUAACAGCUGAAGUACUCGAACUUGCCGGUAAUGCUGCUCGAGAUAACAAAAAACAAAGAAUUAUUCCAAGACAUUUACAGUUGGCUAUAAGAAAUGAUGAAGAAUUAAAUAUUUUAUUGAGGAACGUUCAUAUUGCUGAAGGUGGUGUACUUCCAAAUAUUCAUAUGCAAUUACUUCCCAAGAAGAAAGGUGAUAAAGCUAAGGCGGGCGGACCAGUAACCCCAUCACCAAAAAAACCUACCAAAGGGAGCAAAACUCCAUCAUCAGCAACUAAGGCAUAA
This is a messenger RNA of Diversispora eburnea, 522 nucleotides long. The record is from the annotation of a GenBank genome assembly. NCBI's taxonomy places the organism in Eukaryota, Fungi, Glomeromycota, Glomeromycetes, Diversisporales, Diversisporaceae.